Messenger RNA from Symbiodinium necroappetens, 996 nucleotides. Lineage: Eukaryota; Dinophyceae; Suessiales; Symbiodiniaceae. The record is from the annotation of a GenBank genome assembly.
GUACGUGCGGAAGCAGGUAUCCGCUUUGCAGCUGUCUUGGGAAAACCGCUCCCGCCGUAUCGUUUGAGGAAGUGUCCGGGAAUCCAGCCUCCAGGAGGUGAGGGCGAGGCUGCACUGGAUGUCACUGUGGCAACAAUUUGCCCCGUCGACUGCCCUGACGGUGAGGGGGAGGCCACGGUGGAUCGCGUGGUUCAGGAGGAGAUGGCCAAGGCCAACGGUUCCGCUCACAUCGACCAACAAGAGGCGUCAAAGAUCAACACAAUGCUGACCUGCUUGAGGAAGAAGAUGAAAGCCGCCCAAGAAAUGCAGAACUUGGCGGAGACCAAGGAACUCCUCGCAGUGAUCCGAGGCGAGACUGCUGCGAAGAUCAAGCCAAUCAAGGACAAUCAGACUGCUGCGGCUGUGGAUAUGAGUGCUCGCGACGCUGCCCAUCACCUGGUACAGAAGGAGUUCGAGAAUGAUGAAAAGGCGCUGCAGAAGAUUAAACUGACCCCAAAGGCCGUGGAGAACUUUGCCGACGAGGUUGAAGCUCUGGCAACGAUGUGCAAGGACGCUGCGGAGGCUGCUGCUAUUCGCAAGCUGCAAGAAGCUGCAUUGACCUCGAUCAACGAGAAUGGGAAGGCCACCAGCGUGGAAGCCGCCGCUACGGCCGAUGGUAUCGCAGAGAAUGUGAAAGAGAAAUGCCACGUGAGGACCCUGAACUUGGACUUCUUCGUGGAGCACGCCUCCAUGCUGGCCGGUGCGCACUGCGGCAGCUCCUUCCUGCAGGAGCAUCACAUGAAGCAGGCCGCCGAUCACAUUAAGGAGCUGAACUUCAAGGCCAAAGCCGCCAUGGCCCUGCACGAUGACUCCAACCGGCUCGGGCAUCACAUGGUGCAGCAUUUGCGACGGCACACAGAGCAUUCCGGGAAGGACGAGCAUCGCCCCUCCAUCUUUCUGUGGCUCAGCCUCGAGUCAGCUCUGGGCUUUUGCGUGCCUUCCAACACCACAGCCUGA